AUGCGCAGCAGCAAAAUCACGAUUGGAGCGAGUGUUCUGUUGGCAGCACUGGCGCUGAACCAGGCAUCUGUUAUAGCCCAAGGUCCUGUAGUUCCUCUGACAGCCGUCGAGGGUCGCGAAGCGCUGCUGCCUUGCAACGUGACGCCAUCCAUCGCCGGGGACGACGUAUUCCUCGUCCUCUGGUCUAAAGACGCCGACCACAUCUACAGCUACGACGCCCGCGACCGGCCCAUGCAGGCGGGCGCGCACUGGCGGGACAUGGCGCUGGUGGGCGACCGCGUCUUCUUCCGCACGGCGACGUCGCCGCCCGAGUUGGCCAUCGGCGAAGUGCGCGAGAGCGACAGGGGGCUGUACCGCUGCAGGGUCGACUUUCGGGAGUCGCCCUCCAGGACCACCCGCAUCCGGCUCGACGUCGUUGUUCCUCCGCAGGCGAUGAGGAUAAUCGACACACAUGGCAACGAGCUGCAGCGCCUGACGAUGCCGUACGUAGAAGGCGACACCAUGAGGCUGACGUGUAUGGUGUCCGGAGGGAGGCCGCCGCCCACGCUGCGCUGGUGGCGAGAGGACAGCGUGCUGGAGUCCAGGGCGCUGGAGACGGCGUUCCCCAGCGUGCGCGAGCAGAUGCUCAUCCUGCCGCGGUUGUCGCGCGCAGACCUUCACGCCUCCUUCACUUGCCAGGCCGUCAACAGCGACCUUAUCCCGCCCAUGACGGCCACCGUGCGUCUCGAGAUGAACCUGCGGGUGACCAACGUCCGACUUGAGCCACCAGAGGAGCCGCUGUCGGCCGGUCGCGCGCACAGCAUAGAGUGCCGAGCCGAGGGGUCCAGGCCGUCUGCUCUCAUCACCUGGUGGCUGGGGGAUCGACCCUUGCCCGACACUCUCUCCUUCCAGCAGUUAGAGGAGCCGUUUGUUAGCAGUGAUUGUUAUUUAUUGGAAGAUUUUGAUGAUGAUGAUGAUGAUGAUGAUGAAGGUAAUGAUGGUGGCGAGAAACAACCAUUUUCUGCGAUAAUAAUAACAAGAAAGAUGUUCGAAACAAAACUAAAGGAGACCUUUGACUAA
Molecule: messenger RNA, 1059 nt
Organism: Schistocerca cancellata (South American locust)
Lineage: Eukaryota; Metazoa; Arthropoda; Insecta; Orthoptera; Acrididae
Product: synaptogenesis protein syg-2-like
Exons: 7
Coding region: 1-1059 (352 amino acids)
Source: RefSeq, a predicted model, not a curated record